Molecule: messenger RNA, 786 nt
Organism: Echinostoma caproni
Lineage: Eukaryota; Metazoa; Platyhelminthes; Trematoda; Plagiorchiida; Echinostomatidae
Source: the annotation of a GenBank genome assembly
AUGGACAGAUUUCUCGGUGAUCUUGAAAGUGUUCUCAAACAAGGGAGGCUGUCCGCUGCUGGAGCAGCGUUAGUUGCUUCAAAUGUUCUGGAUGCCCUGGAGUAUAUGCACUCGAAAGACUAUGCACACGCGGAUAUCAAGGCAUCUAAUCUGCUCCACGGGAAUAAAGUCGAAGAGGUCUACUUGGUGGACUUCGGCUUAGUGCACUUGUUCCGAAUCAGCGGUGUUCACUGUUCCGCGAAACCGGACCCUAAAUACCGUCAUAACGGCACACUGGAAUUCUGUUCUCUCGAUUCACAUCAAGACCCAAAACUGAGAGACAAUGUUCCGGAAUCAGUGAAAAAUCAGGUUGCUGCAAUCAAAGAGAAGUCGGUCAAAGAUUUGGGCACUCUUACCGCCGAAACCGGUUUCCGCGAUCACCCCGAUCUCGUUCAGUUCGCAACCGAAAUCCUUCAACUACGUUACGAUGAGUCACCGAAUUAUGCUUCCUUAAAACGUUGUCUUGCCGAUCUCCACAAAUCUUUGAGAUCUGGCGUCUCUCGGACAAGCACUCUAGUUACAAAACGGCCCAGUACGGAUCGCAGCGUGAUAGCCCUGGGAUCCACUGAAGAUAUUGCAAAGCAAACGAUCGGAAAAGAUGUCCCUGUCAAACGACCACGUGGGCGCGCCGCCGCAUCAAAACCGUCUACCAAGAAGUCAGCUACUGCUGCACCCGCCCCUGCCGAUUCGUCUCCUACUCCACCUGUGUCACGGCCAGCUGCUCGGGGUGCUGGAAGAUCAAAGUAA